Messenger RNA from Halteromyces radiatus, 856 nucleotides. RefSeq names its product Protoglobin-domain-containing protein. The coding region runs from base 46 to 744 and encodes 232 amino acids. Gene Ontology annotation, molecular function: oxygen binding; heme binding. The transcript has 2 exons. Lineage: Eukaryota; Fungi; Mucoromycota; Mucoromycetes; Mucorales; Cunninghamellaceae. The record is from RefSeq and is a predicted model, not a curated record.
AGGCAACAUACUCUUUUUUAUAUCAAAUACAGUAAUAAAUUAAACAUGCAACAUAUUGAUGACACCAAGUUAUACAACGAUGGACAAUAUCGUUUUGACUAUGUUGCUGAUUUCAUGGAAUUCGGUGAAACUGACAUCAAGGCCAUUCAAGCGGUUGCUGAGCAAGUACGUCCUUUGAUUCCAGUGGUUGUGGAUGCAGUGUAUAAGAAGUUAUUCACGUAUGAUGUGACCAAGCGAUUCUUCCUUCCCAAGAAUGAAGGGUUUGAAGGCGAGACAGCAACAACUUUGGAAGCAUUGACAUUGGAUCAUCCACAGAUCAAGUUCCGUAAAGAUUUCCUGAGUCGAUACCUGAACAAGUUAUUGGAUGGACCUUAUGAUGAUCGAUUCUUACGUUAUCUGGAUUGGGUGGCUAAGAUUCAUACCGAUACACCUCAAAAGAAAUCCAAGAUCAAUGUGGAUUAUAUUCAUGUUAAUUGUUUGAUGGGUUAUGUGGAAUCCACUCUGGUUGGUGGCUUGUUGUCUUUGCAUUUGGACCGUGAUACUGAAGCCAAGGCCUUGGCCGCUUUCAACAAGUUGUUAUGGAUUCAAAAUGAUUACUUUGCAAAGUACUAUGCUUUACCUUCUAAUCAAAUCAAGGAACCUUCUUCUUUUUCCUCCUUGACUGGUCCUCAUGUUCUCUCUACUAUGAUGGGUACUCUUAUCGGCGGUUUGGCCGUUUACUUUGGAUUCAUUAAACGUUCAUAGAUUGUAUAUUAUUAUUAUCAUUAUUGUUAUUAUAGUUAGUAUCAUAAAAUAGUUAAUCUCUUAUAUAAAAUAAUAAAACACAUCUUCUUUUGUUUGACUAUCAAAAAAAAAA